Molecule: messenger RNA, 1404 nt
Organism: Alnus glutinosa
Lineage: Eukaryota; Viridiplantae; Streptophyta; Magnoliopsida; Fagales; Betulaceae
Exons: 3
Source: RefSeq, a predicted model, not a curated record
AUGACUGAUAGUGAAGAUGAUAGUGAUGAGAUGCCUGAGUUGGUUAAUGCUAGUGAUGAUGAUGGAGUGGAAUACCCCGUAGAAGGUGAGUCUCUUGUUGCCAGGCGUGCUCUCAAUACGCAAAUUAAGAUAGACGAUAUGGAGCAACAAAGAGAGAACAUAUUUCAUACCAGAUGUUAUGUAAACAACAAGGUGUGUAGUAUGAUUAUAGACGGGGGAAGUUGCACCAAUGUAGCUAGUACCACCCUAGUUGAAAAGCUGAGCUUACCUUUAUUGAAGCACCCUAGACCUUAUAAGUUGCAAUGGUUGAAUGAAUGUGGGGAGGUCAAGGUCAAUAAGCAAGUUUUGGUGGCUUUUACCAUUGGGAGGUAUAGUGAUGAGGUGCUUUGUGAUGUAGUUCCUAUGCAUGCUGGCCAUAUUUUGUUGGGGAGGCCAUGGCAGUAUGAUAGGAGGGUGAUUCAUGAUGGGUUUACAAACAGGUACAACUUUGUGAAGGAUGGAAAAACAUUCAAGCUUGCUCCUUUAACCCCAAAACAGGUCUAUGAGGACCAACUGAAGCUGAAAAAGAAAAAAGAAAGAGGACUUGCAGAGAGAAAAGGGAAGGCAAAGAUGAGUUUUUUAUGCAAAGGAGAGUGAGGUUAAGAGGGCUUCUCAGCAGAUCAGCCUAUGAUUUUUCUUGUUUACAAAGAAUCUUAUCUUAAUCUUGAUGAAACUAACCAAUCUCUUCCUAGUUUGGCUCUUUCUUUGUUGCAAGAGUUUGAUGAUGUAUUUCCGGAGGAGAUGCCGAGUGGGUUGCCACCCAUUAGAGGCAUUGAGCACCAAAUUGAUUUCAUACCCGGAGCAGUUAUUCUAAACCGACCAGCCUAUAGGAGUAAUCCGGAGGAGACCAAGGAGCUUCAAAGGCAAGUUGAAGAUUUGUUGAGCAAGGGGUACGUGAGGGAGAGCAUGAGCCCAUGUGCAGUACCAGUGCUACUAGUGCCAAAGAAGGAUGGGACUUGGAGGAUGUGCAUUGAUUGCAGAGCGGUCAACAAUAUUACGGUAAAGUACCGUCAUCCCAUUCCUAGAUUAGAUGAUAUGCUUGAUGAAUUGCAUGGCUCAUGUAUUUUCAGUAAAAUAGAUCUUAAAAGUGGAUAUCAUCAAAUUAGAAUGAAAGAGGGAGAUGAAUGGAAAACAGCUUUUAAAACUAAACAUGGACUUUAUGAAUGGUUGGUUAUGCCAUUUGGACUUACAAAUGCGCCUAGUACUUUCAUGAGAUUAAUGAACCAUGUAUUACGUGCAUUCAUAGGCAAAUUUGUAGUCGUGUACUUUGAUGAUAUCUUAGUGUAUAGCACGAACUUAGAUGAACAUAUUGAGCAUUUAAGAUGUGUGUUAGAUGUGUUGAGAUGUGAAAAGUUCAUUACCUGA